Molecule: messenger RNA, 1027 nt
Organism: Cuscuta epithymum
Lineage: Eukaryota; Viridiplantae; Streptophyta; Magnoliopsida; Solanales; Convolvulaceae
Source: the annotation of a GenBank genome assembly
GUAAAGCAAGGUAUCGGCUAGAGUUAAGAUUACACGGUUAUCAUCACGCCAUCCUAACACAAAACUAGGCAAUUCAAUCUGGAAGAUCAACAGGAGCUAAAUGAAACAUGUAUUGUGUGUACGUGGGUGAUCAUAGAAACAAAGAAAGAUCCAGAUCGAGAUGAAUUCUCAUCAUCAUCAUCAUCAUAAACAUGGAAGAAAUAACGGCGGCGGCGGCAAAACAUGGAGGAGCCCCACGACGGUGGCAACCGCAUCAGUGAUGGGUGUCUGCAUUAUUGCUGGUUAUCUCAUCGGACCGCCUCUCUAUUGGCUUCUCUCCGACGCCGCCGCCACUUCUUGCCCUCUUUGUCUAUGUGAUUGCACUCUUAAACCUCUCCUUUCCCACCAAAAUGGUCAUGCAGGUUUACUGAAUGCCACUUCUUUCAUAGAUUGCAUGGAGCAUGAUCAGACGGAGGUGAGGGAGGGAGCAGAGAGGAAUUUCACAAGACAAUUGGUUGAGGAACUUCACAAACGGGAAGGCGAAGUGCAUGAAAUACAACAGAAGGCAGAGCAGGCACUUCUAGAAGCGAAGAAGUUGACUUCCCAGUACCAAAAAGAGGCAGAAAAGUGCACUUCAGGGAUGGAAACGUGCGAGGAAGCGCGCGAAAAAGCUGAAGCGGUGUUAGAGGCACAAAGAGAGGUUAGUUCAAUGUGGGAGCUCCGGGCUCGGCAAAAAGGAUGGAAAGAAAGCCACUUGGCUGCUAACAUUCAAAAUUUCAAAGCUGCUCUUGAAGGAGAACAUUCAGUAACUAUGGCUGUCACUGACUUAUAGAUCCCCUGUUUUUCUAGUAGAUUUGCAUUUUUUGUCAUUUGAGACAUGAAACGGUUUGGCAAAAUUAUUUGUGUUCGUUUUUUGGCCAUAAAGAACACAGUUCAGAAUGGGGCUUUGGUCGUUCCGAGGCCUGGUGCUAACGUGAUAAUAUUACCCAUUUCUUUUAAAUUCUAAAUUGCCUGACUUGUUUCUAUUUAUUGUUCAUAAGUUAUAACA